Messenger RNA from Lampris incognitus (smalleye Pacific opah), 4831 nucleotides. It is a transcript of the gene llgl2, whose product is annotated as LLGL scribble cell polarity complex component 2. Gene Ontology annotation, molecular function: myosin II binding; GTPase activator activity. Gene Ontology annotation, biological process: regulation of protein secretion; establishment of spindle orientation; regulation of establishment or maintenance of cell polarity. Lineage: Eukaryota; Metazoa; Chordata; Actinopteri; Lampriformes; Lampridae. The record is from RefSeq and is a predicted model, not a curated record. The transcript is spliced from 27 exons. Gene Ontology annotation, cellular component: cortical actin cytoskeleton; cytoplasm; plasma membrane. The coding region runs from base 292 to 3342 and encodes 1016 amino acids.
CAGCGGUGGGAAGAGAGAGAUCACCGGUUCUACCUAAGUUUUACGAACAGGCCCGUUGACGGUCUGAUUCAGUCGGUAAAUAGUGAUUCUGUGAUAUCGGGACGGCGUUUCUCCUCUGCCCAGUCUCAUUUCUUCUCAGCUGGGAGAAAGAGAUCGCCGCCGGUCUAUGAAACGGUGGAUACCGACAGGAGGGUUCAACAAGCUGCUGAAAAGGGUGGCUGAGCGACGGCUGUUUGGAGUCAGUGUUUAGUGGUGCUGGGCCUGCAGGCUCUGGGCUGGUGGUGAGAGAGGAUGAAGAGGUUUAGGAAGCAUGGCCAGGAGUCCCAGAGAGACCGACUCAAACAGGAACUCUUCCAGUUCAACAAAACAGUGGAGCAUGGAUUCCCCCACCAGCCCAGUGCCCUGGGCUACAGCCCCUCCUUGCAGCUCCUCGCCAUAGGUACUCGGUCUGGAGCCAUCAAGCUAUACGGAGCCCCAGGUGUGGAAUUCAUGGGCCUGCAUGAUGAGAAUGCUGCUGUCACACAGGUGCACUUCCUUCCACACCAGGUUGAACUGGUGACCCUGCUGGAUGAUAACAGUUUGCACAUGUGGACUCUGAGAGCCCACAAAGGAGUUUCUGAGCUACUGGAGAUAGGACGCUUCACACUCACUGGACCCCCUGGUGCUCCCCCCAGUGUGACCAGAGUAACUGCAGUGCUGGCCCACUCCUCAGGAGAGUUGCUGCUGUUGGGGACAGAAGGGGGACAUGUUUUCAUUGUGGAAGUCCCCGGCUUCAGAGAGUUGGAGGAGAGGAAUAUCAGCCUUGAGCAAGUCACCAGCAGUGUACCAGAUGACUAUAUAGGCCGCAGGAACCUGGAACAUGUGGAGGCCUUGCAGGAGAACCCAGUCAACCCAAAUCAGGUUGUGAUUGGUUACGGACGAGGUCUCAUGGUCAUCUGGGACCUAGAGAGACAGUGUGCUGUCCAGCACAUUCCUGCUACACAGCAACUGGAAAGCGUGUGGUGGACGGAAGAUGGCUGUCAUAUUCUUAGUUCCCAUAGUGAUGGCAGCUAUUGUCGAUGGGGGGUGGGUGGAGAAGAUGCAGGGGAUGAGGAAGAGAAAUCCGAUAUUCCAUAUGGACACUUCCCCUGUAAGGCUAUUUCCAAAAUUGUCCAGUUACCAACUGCUGAAGGGCCUCCAUUCCUGCUGUUCAGUGGUGGUAUGCCCAGGGCCAGCUAUGGGGACAGACACUGUAUCAGUGUGAUCCACAGUAAAACGCACGUGGCUCUGGACUUCACCUCCAGAAUCAUUGACUUUUUUGUAAUCAAAGAUGGGCUGCAGCACACAGGUGAUCCUAAAGCGCUGGUAGUUCUGGUGGAGGAGGAGCUAGUGGUGAUAGACCUGCAGACUGAAGGCUGGCCGGUCAUCCAGACACCCUACCUGGUGCCCCUCCACAGCUCAGCCAUCACCUGCUCCCACCAUGUUUCUGCCAUCCCCCUCAAACUCUGGGAGAGGAUACUUGCUGCUGGAGAACUGCAGAAUACACACUAUUCCAAAAAGCCAUGGCCUAUAACAGGAGGACAAAAUCUGGCGCUGGACCCUCCUCUGAGAGACCUGCUACUCACAGGGCAUGAAGAUGGGACAGUGCGUUUCUGGGAUGCAUCAGGAGUGUGUCUCUGUCCCAUGUAUAAGCUAAGCACGGCCGGCGUAUUCCACACAGACGCUGACCCCAAUGAUAACAUGAACCAGGGCACUGAAGGCGAGUGGCCUCCAUUCAGAAAGGUGGGUUGUUUUGACCCCUACAGUGAUGAUCCAAGGCUGGGGAUCCAGAAGAUCCACCUCUGUAAAUACAGUGGCUACCUAACUGUGGCUGGCACUGCCGGACAGAUCCUUGUGCUGGAGUUAAAUGAUGAGGCAGCAGAGCAGACAGUAGAGGCUAAAGUGGUUGACUUGCUACAGGGUCAGGAGGGAUUUCGUUGGAAGGGCCAUACCCGCCUGGAUGUGCGAGAAGAGCCAGUGAUGUUUCCCCCAGGCUUCCAACCCUUUACCUUGGUCCAGUGCCAGCCUCCCGCCGUUGUCACUGCCCUUACACUGCAUUCAGAGUGGAAGCUAGUGGCUUUUGGCACCAGCCACGGCUUUGGGCUGUAUGACUACCAACAGAAGAACAACGUACUCAUUAAGUGCACCCUGAACCCCAGUGACCAGCUGGCCAUGGAGGGUCCUCUGUCCAGAGUGAAGAGCAUUAAAAAGUCCCUCCGACAGUCCUUCAGGAGGAUCCGACGUAGCAGAGUCUCCCUCAGGAAACACCAUGUGAACAAUGCUGCCAAGCUCCAAGAGGCAAACGCCCGCCUGGAAGCUGAGCUAGCAGAGAUGGAGCUGGCCCCCGUUCAAAGGAAGAUAGAGGCUCGCUCCUCUGAUGACUCCUUCACUGGCCUCGUACGGACGCUCUACUUUGCUGACACCUUCCUUUCAGACAGUUCUCAUAACACGGCCUCCCUGUGGGCAGGGACCAAUGGCGGCUGUGUAUUUGCUUACAUGCUCCGCCUUCCGCCUGUGGAGCGCAGAGCAGAUGACCCUGUCACUGCACACCCUGCCAAGGAGAUCCAGCUGAUGCACCGUGCCCCAGUGGUUGGUAUUGCAGUGCUAGAUGGCCAUGGAGCUCCUCUCCCCGAGCCCCUGGAGGUGGCCCAUGACCUGGCCCGCCUUCCUGACAUGAAGGGCUCCCAUCACCUGCUGGUCAUAUCCGAGGAACAGUUUAAGGUCUUUACCCUGCCAAAAGUAAGCGCAAAGAUGAAACUAAAGCUGACAGCCAUCGAUGGCUCCCGGGUGCGGAAGGUGGGUGUGGCUUGGUUUGGCAGCUGCCAAUCGGAAGACUAUGGCGAAAGCGGCCUAGUGGUUUUGACCAAUCAGGGGGAUCUCCACGUCGUGUCUCUGCCAGGGGUGAAGAUGCAGGUGCAACACCCCUGUAUCCGCCGUGAGGAUGUCAGUGGCAUUGCUUCCUGUGUCUUCACUAAGCACGGGCAGGGUUUUUACCUGAUCUCUCCGUCUGAGUUUGAACGUUUCUCCUUGUCUACCCGCUACCUGGUGGAGCCUCGCUCUCUAGUUGAGGUUCCUCCCCAUUCAGCCACCUCUACGCAACAUAGGGCAUGGCCUGAUGGAGCCUCAUUUGAUCACAGGAAUUCCAAAAGGGAAAAUGAAGAUGCAGAAAGCGCUGCUAGACGUGUUAUGGAGCAUGCUUUGCUGAAUGACGAGAAGGUACUGCAGGAGAUACAGAAGUCACUGGAAGGUGACCAGACAUCAUUUCUAGAGAACAAUGUCAAGAAUGCUCUACCUGGAGAGAAGGUGCUUAGCAAUGGAGACUGACCGAGUUUCCCAUGUGCCAAAAGGGUACUGCAGUCUAGCAGCAGCAUUUGCCUUCUGCUUCACCUACAAAACACGCCAACACUACUACCACAACCACUACUGACCCCCGACCCCUUGCCUCACCUCAGACUGACUUCCUGGUUGACUCUCAACUCAUCUUGGCCCUUCGUCGAGCACUACCAAAGGGCUUUUGUCAGUUAUUUUCUGUGAGGAUGAUGGAAGCAGACUUAAGACGACAAACUGCUUCAGCCAGAGGGGACGGCAAGGGACCACCGCUUGUGCCUAGAGACCAGCCACUGUUCCCCUUUGCUGAACUCAGCAGCUCUUCAUCCACACAUCCACCAGGCUAACGGUGACAGAUUGGCCAGAGCCAUGUAAUCGAAAGCAGUUUCACCAACAUUCCUAAAAGACGAAAUCUUAGCAUUACUGCCAUCAUGCCAGCAUCAAACCAGCAUCUCAAGUUUGACAUAGACAUGAGUAGUUAUUUUGACUAAAACGGCACCCUUACCUGUUUCCAUUCUGAAAGCCUUUUUUUUUUUUUUUUUACAACCAGCCUUUUUUGGUUUGACUUCACCUGUGGAACUGGUUAGUCCAAUCACAUGUCUCUGCAGCACAAUCUCACUGGCCUUCAUCUCCUCGAACGGACAGAAGCAUGAGGAGUAGGGGGAGAGGUUAUGUUUUAUUUCUAUGUUGAUGAAUGAUUUUUUAUGUAAGUUAAUCAUCUGUAUGUGAUUUGUGCCCAUUUUUAUUUUUGGUUGAUCGUGACGAAAUGUCAAAGUUGCAAAGACUCAGAUUUAACCAUCCAAGGGAAAAAAUGUUAUUGAAGCAAUGCUCUACAGCAUAAUGACACAGAAGCUGUUUUUGUUUGUUUUUUUUAACUAUUUUGCACCACACUGACAUUGCCAGCGUUUUUGUUUCUGAUGUAAUUUGAUUAUAACCGGAAUGUAUCAAGUGUAAUUAGUUAAUAACUAAAUCUGUCUACAAUCACCUGGCUGGUACAACUGCUUACACAUCCUUUCCUCCCUUCCCGUCCACUCUUCUCAUGUAAGUUCGUGACCUGCCACAGGUACGUCUCCACUUUUGUGGACGACACAAUGCUGUACUUUUUAGGGGAACAACUUUCUACGGGGUUUUUUUUAUUUUUAUUUUUUUAAUUGUCUUUUUCUUUUUUUAUGCAAACCCUUUUUUUUAUGCCAGCAAUGACAUGUAAUUUAGGAAUGUAAUUUUAAGAUAUUGUAGUCAAAUGUUUUAAUAUAUAUGUAUAUGAAUCUGUACCUGUGUCUAACAGUGGGUCUAUUUUAACUGGGGUUGGCUGCUAGUCUGAUCUUACAAGGAAAUAUUUUGGUACUGUUUCUCAAAAUGCUGGGUUUUUUAGCAUUUGUGGCCUAUAAUAUAUUUUUGUAGUGAUUACGUCUAAGAACCCUAAUGUGUUCAUUUGUAACCUCACGCUGCAGGUUCCUGCUUGAAAAUUAUUACAUGUUUUUCACGA